Molecule: messenger RNA, 1299 nt
Organism: Lolium rigidum
Lineage: Eukaryota; Viridiplantae; Streptophyta; Magnoliopsida; Poales; Poaceae
Product: expansin-B11-like
Exons: 4
Coding region: 91-957 (288 amino acids)
Biological process (GO): sexual reproduction
Cellular component (GO): extracellular region
Source: RefSeq, a predicted model, not a curated record
AGCUAAGCUUAUCUAGCUAGCUCAUAGCCUCUCAAGUUGGAGCUGCCAGUGCGAGCUAGCUAGAAGAAGAACCUCAGGCAGCUGCUAGCAAUGGCGAAAACUUGCACCUUAGCGCUACUCGGCGCACUGGUGGUGCUCUCACUUCUCGUUAGCCCCGUUGCUUGCUCCACCCGCAAGCUGGCCGCCAAGGCCCCCGUCAAGGCCGCCCCAACAAACAAAACCACUGCCUUUACCAACCCCGCUGCUUCUGCCGCCUACAGCUCCGGCGGCUGGCUAGCCGCCGGCGCGACGUAUUACGGCAACCCCAACGGCGACGGAGGCGAGGGUGGCGCGUGCGGCUACCAAGGCGCUGUCGGGCAGCGGCCGUUCUCGUCGAUGAUCGCCGCCGGGAGCACACCACUCUUCCUAAAAGGCUUGGGCUGCGGAGCUUGCUAUGAUGUUAUGUGCUCGAGCAACAAGGCAUGCUCUGGCAAGCCGGUGACCGUCGUCAUCACCGACCUGAGCCCCGGCAAUCUCUACCCCGGCGAGCCGGCCCAUUUCGACAUGAGCGGCACCGCCCUGGGCGCCAUGGCCAAGCCUGGCAAGGCCGACCAGCUCCGUGCCGGCGGUGUCAUCAGAGUCCAGUACAAGAGGGUGCCAUGCAAGUACCCCGGCGUGAAGAUCACCUUCAGGGUGGACCAGGGCUCCAACCCCUUCUACUUCAAGACCCUCAUCGAGUUCGAGGACGACGACGGCGACCUCAAGGCCGUCGCCCUCAAGCAGGCCGGCAGCACCUCCUGGACGCCAAUGAGGCAGGACUGGGGCGCGCUGUGGCGCCUCAACAAUGGCCAGCGCCUCCGCGGCCCCUUCUCCCUCCGCCUCACCUCCGACUCCGGCAGGAAGCUCAUCGCAAAGAACGUCAUCCCCCUCAACUGGAAGGCCGGAGCCACGUACCGCUCCCUGGUUAACUACCCCUAAGUACUUAUUUAUCCUUCUUUUUUACUGCACCGUGCUUGGUCAUCAAGCACUUGUGCAGGGUGUCUGUGUGUGUGGUAAUUAUGAUCGAUUCGUACCGUGCGUAAAUUUAUACCGCGGUAGAAAUGCGCGUCCGGGUGCUGCCAGAUGAGGAGGGGAUUGCCGAAAUCUGCUCUCCCCUCCAUGUGUCAUCUGCUCCCCUAGCGAUGUGUCUGUAUUUUUAUUUCCUCUGCUUUUUUGUAAUUUUGUUGUUGACGACAAGCUUGGGCAGCGACCAAAGUUGCAUGCCAGUGUAAUUAUCAUGUUGUGUGUUUUUUAUCACGCAAUCCGUGAGAGAAAUGAAUG